Manduca sexta (tobacco hornworm) is the source of this 1314-nucleotide messenger RNA. It is a transcript of the gene inc, whose product is annotated as BTB/POZ domain-containing protein KCTD5. The transcript has 2 exons. Gene Ontology annotation, cellular component: cytoplasm; Cul3-RING ubiquitin ligase complex. Gene Ontology annotation, biological process: proteasome-mediated ubiquitin-dependent protein catabolic process; protein homooligomerization. Gene Ontology annotation, molecular function: cullin family protein binding. NCBI's taxonomy places the organism in Eukaryota, Metazoa, Arthropoda, Insecta, Lepidoptera, Sphingidae. The coding region runs from base 57 to 710 and encodes 217 amino acids. The record is from RefSeq and is a predicted model, not a curated record.
ACCAUGGACUAACCAAACACGAUAUAAAAAAAUGUUUGUGUUGUUUAUGGUGAACCAUGGCGGAGCGAAUUGGUGACUGUGAUUUUUUGGAAGAAGAUAUACAAAAAUUUAACAAUGAAAGGCGGAGUAGUAAGCAGUGGGUGAAGCUUAACGUUGGCGGAACAUAUUUUCUGACAACCAAGACGACUUUAUCUAGGGACCCUAAUUCAUUUUUAUUUCGAUUAGUGCAAGAAGACAGUGAUUUGAUUUCGGACAGGGACGAAACCGGCGCUUACUUAAUAGACAGAGACCCGACGUAUUUCUCACCAGUACUCAACUACCUUCGUCAUGGUAAAUUGGUCAUCAACAAUGAUAUCGCCGAGGAAGGAGUGUUGGAAGAGGCUGAGUUUUAUAAUAUCACUGAGCUCAUAAGACUAGUUAAAGAAAGAAUAUGCCUUAGGGAGCGACGACCACUAAAGGACUCCAAGAAACAUGUUUACAGAGUUCUCCAGUUUCACGAAGAAGAGUUGACACAGAUGGUGUCGACGAUGUCAGACGGUUGGAAGUUUGAGCAGUUGAUUAACAUUGGAUCACAAUAUAACUAUGGCAAUGAUGAGCAUGCUGAAUUUCUUUGUGUAGUGAGCCGUGAGUGUGGCAGUUCUCUAAACAGUAAUGAUAUUGAGCCCACAGACCGUGCUAAGGUGCUUCAACAAAAAGGCUCACGGAUGUGAGCUUUCCUUACAUUGUGUAUUACAUAUAAUUUUUGAGACUGUUAGCUCUGUGUGUGAACUGUGUACAUAAUUUUUAGAGUGUAAACAGUCUGGCAAUCUUUUGUUUUUAUGUCAUGUAUCUAAACUUCUUUUAGAUCAGCUUAAGCAAUACUGUUUGGGAGUAGUCAUUUGAGCAGUAACAUAUGCAUUUCUUCUAUAUUGGAAAGUGUGAACAUUAGGACAAAUACUCAGUAUGAUAAUAGUUAGGGGAAAGUAAAACUUUUGUAUGAUUUUGUUAUUGUAAUUUUGAGUCUUAAGUGAAGUGUUGAAUAUAGGUGACAAUGCAGGUUACCUGAAUGAAAACAAUACAUAAGAAAGUCCAAAGGACAGUGCUAUUCUUGUGUGGUAUGGGACAUUACAAUUUAUGUCAAUGUAAAUGCUGAGCUGAUUGGGAUUUCCAGUUGUGUAUGCAAGUUUUCCACACAAUUACUUCAUAAUAUAGAGUCCUUAUAAAUGAAAUAUUUUGUAAAUAUAAAAUGUUAUAAUUCCUUGGAUCAGUAAUAAUCAAUUCCAGAUAUUAUGCUCAUUUAUGAAAUGUAAUAAUAGAAACUUAUGAUUCCAAAAA